AGCCAGCCGCCAAAUAAAGCGUGCGAGAGGCACGCCGGGGAGCGAGAGCGCAGCGAGGGGCGCCGAGACGCGGCGAGCGACGGACAGCGAGACUGACGUGGCCAGCCAAGUGUCAAGCGGCCCUUGGCCUCAGUGCCAGAAAAGGCAGGUGCGUCGCGCGGGCCAAGGAAGGGGUGAUGCUGCAUGUGUCGUUGGCGAUGGACGGGGUGGGCGGAUAUGUUCGGGCCGGUGCCGGUGCCGGUAGUCGAUAGGCGAAGGCGAAGGCGAUAGUCGAUGGUCUAUGCGAGUGGUCGAUGUGAUGCGAUGCGAUGCGAUGCCGGUGCGAUGCGAUGCGAUGCAAACGACUGCAGCAUCUGUCCGCUUGUCCACACUGUCUCAAUGCAUGUGGCCAGCUGCUGCGCUUUCUGUCUGGUUCGUUUUUUUCUUUUUGGUUUGGUGGGUUGGGCGGGUGUCUGCUCGUGGUCCAACCAGCUCAUCCAACCAGCUCGCCCAACGCACCCGUUCAGCCGACUCAUCCAGCACACCAUCCCAUCGACAUACUCUGGUAUCUGCACCACUUCCCUCCCCAGACAGCACACCCAUCAUGCCGCGGCUCACGCUCAACACCCUCGACAUCAAAAACAAACAGAAACGUGAGGAGGUUUAUCACAAGCUCAAGGCCGAGAAGGCCCGGGCCAAGCUCAAGCGCCGCCAGCAGCUGAAGAAGGAGGAAUCCAAAGCUCCCGAGCUCAAGGACGAGCGCCUGAAAGCCAAUGUGCCCAAGACCCUCGAAAGCACCCGGGAAGAGGACGAGACCCUUGUCCAAGACGACGAGGAGGUGUUCCAGGAUGAGGACACGGACGAGUUUGCCGAGUAUUUCAACAACGGAAGGCAGCCCAAGAUCCUCAUCACCACCAGCAAGGGACCGUGCUCUACAACAUACGAGUUUGCCGAGGAACUUGUCACCGUCUUCCCUGGAGCCGAGUUUAUCAAGCGGGGCAAUCAGUUUGACCUGAAGCGCAUCAUUGAGCUAUGCCAGAAGCGAGACUACACCGACGUCAUUGUCAUCAACGAGGAUCACAAGAAACCCACGAGCAUGACCUUUGUCCAUUUGCCAUAUGGACCCACGGCCCAGUUCCGUCUCUCCUCGAUCAAGCUCAACAAGGAGAUUUCCGGCCAUGGCCGUGUUGGCCACGAAAAGCCAGAGCUCAUCCUCAACAACUUCAAUACCCGUCUGGGCCACACCAUCGGUCGAAUGUUUGCUGCUCUCUUCCCACACGUCCCAGAGUUCAAGGGGCGGCAGGUUGCAACCUUCCACAAUCAGCGAGACUUUAUCUUCUUCCGGCGGCACCGCUAUAUCUUCAGAGACGGCAAGCGCUGUGACUUGCAAGAGAUUGGCCCGCGGUUUACCCUGAAGCUCAAGAGCCUGCAGAAGGGCACCUUUGACACCAAGGGGGGCGAGUACGAGUGGAUCUUCAAGCCCGAGAUGGAGACAAGCCGAAGACGGUUCUUCCUGUAGCAACUAUGCGUUUGACUUGGACGGGCUUGAGAGGCGGCGCUCGCAGGGCACAUGGCACUCUGUUCCGAGGACGCCGAUCGCCUUUGUUCUGUAUCUCGAAUACACUCAUGUCUUUGGAUCCCAGCGGCCGCCGAUCUUUGCGACAGCGGAUAUGGGCACUAUGGAAUAUGGCUGCGAUGGUUUGGCCCUCGACGACCAAUGCGGAUCACUG
This is a messenger RNA of Polychytrium aggregatum, 1709 nucleotides long. RefSeq names its product anticodon-binding protein. Gene Ontology annotation, biological process: maturation of 5.8S rRNA; maturation of LSU-rRNA. The transcript has 5 exons. Gene Ontology annotation, cellular component: nucleolus; preribosome, large subunit precursor. Gene Ontology annotation, molecular function: rRNA primary transcript binding. The record is from RefSeq and is a predicted model, not a curated record. Lineage: Eukaryota; Fungi; Chytridiomycota; Chytridiomycetes; Polychytriales. The coding region runs from base 281 to 1498 and encodes 405 amino acids.